Volvox carteri f. nagariensis is the source of this 3948-nucleotide messenger RNA. RefSeq lists its product as uncharacterized. The transcript is spliced from 26 exons. Gene Ontology annotation, molecular function: ATP binding; protein kinase activity. Bases 1 to 3531 code for a protein of 1176 amino acids. The record is from RefSeq and is a predicted model, not a curated record. Lineage: Eukaryota; Viridiplantae; Chlorophyta; Chlorophyceae; Chlamydomonadales; Volvocaceae. Gene Ontology annotation, biological process: protein phosphorylation.
AUGGCAGACAGCGGCCCCACGGCCGCUGCCAGUGUCGCGCAGUCCUCCAUCGCAGUUCCAGGUUGGGCUAUUGCGACCGCUGCUAGCAACAUCGGGGAAACAGCAUCGCCGCAGUCUGGGCCGGGGCAAGGUACCGGCGCUGUGUCGCUCGAAGAUUCACAGCGGACCUAUACAAACAGCAACCCGACCAGCGAUCAAAAGGUUGCCCGCCCGUCCGCCAUGAGGAAUAUCGCCGUUCUCCCGUUGGAGUCAGCUAGCGGCGCGCGAAGUCGCCCAAGUGCAAACCAACGUUUGCCUGAACACGACAUCGAGAAGGGCUCAUUUAAGUUGGCAAAUACUGAGUCUAAAGUAUCAAAGCGGACGCCGACAAACUGCAGUCCGCUAAAUUCGCGGCAGCAGUCAGUAGUUCCUGAGCUGCCGCCGGAAUGGCAGGUUGCAGCAGGCAUUAAGAACUCGGGCGUGUCAGAUUCCACUUCUAGCUGUUGCGGGAGGAUCCGUAGCACAGAUGGCUCGGGUACGAAAGGCGCGACGGUCUGCUCCCGAAAAAGGUGGCGUGCAUGCGCUCACAGCGUCAUUCUGGAGUUCAAGAAAGUAAUAGAAGUGGUUCAUACGAAGCCGCUGGUGUUGCUGCCUGGCAUUGCGGUGUUGGCCAUUGUGCUGGGACUGGGGCUGUGGGCGCUCAUUGCCGCGUCGAGUGCGGAAGAGAGGUUCAGACAUGACUCGGCUACCAAGAUCGCCACUGACAAGGCGCUGUACAUUCAAACAGAGCUCGACAAAACCUUCAUGCCGGCGUACGUGGUGGCGACUGCCGUACAACAAGAUCCCAAUUACUACCCGACCCAACCGGCGAACCUAAAUCAAGUGUAUAAAAACCAGUGGUACCUGGUCAACAAAAAAUUUGAUAAGCUGGCGGGCGACCUUAUUGCUUUGACCAAGGCUGGCUCCGUUCGUACUGUAUCGGCCAUCCCACACGGCGUCAUCCGUACAAUGUACCCGCUGAACGGUACGGAACUGGCGCACGACAGGAAUUGGGGCGCCAUUGGGAAGAACUGGCUCAACGAUUCGGUCAACGCGGCGCCAGUCAAAGUCUCAUUGCAAUCACACAAUUUGACCAUCAUUGGGCCGUACAACUUGGUUCAAGGAGGCAUCGGCAUUGUGGGCAUGCAAUCUAUCUUUGUCAACGCCACCCGCGAGGACACCUUUGGCAUCCCCCCAGGGCUAGUUACCGUGCUGCUGAGCUGGGACUUUCUGAGAGACAACGUCACGAACCUGCAGGACUUAUCAGCGCAGGGUUACGACUACGUGCUGACGCGUCCGGAUAAGAACAACACCAACUUGGCGGUGGAUUGGUCCCCCGGCAUCGACCCGCCACGACCCCCCGGAUUCAACGUCUCGUCGUCUGGGUCGCGACCCCUCAUCUACUAUGACCUGCCCAGCGCCCUGCAAGACCCGGUGAUUGUCAAGGUGCCGCUACCCAACGUGGAGUGGACGUUGUACGUCAGUCGUACAGGAGGAUGGGUGCCGUCAUGGAAGGCGCCGCUGAUUGCGAUGGUGGUCAUCUUGUCCUUUGUGUUGUCGCUGCUUGUGUUUGCCGUACUGGUGUCGCGGGUGCAGCAGCGGCGGCUGUUGCGCGACGUGGUGGAAGCUGCGGGUAAGCUGGCAAGCACUACUCGUAUUUUGGAGGAUGAGAAGAACCGCAUGCAGGCUCUCCUCGCGCGUCACUUCGACCUGAUCGAUCUGUUGGAGGGAGGUGCGGGGGGCCUGGCGGGGUCGCUGCAGGGCGCAGGGGGGGGGGGUGCCGCGGCCAGCGGCGACGGCGCGCGUUCCCGUAUCGACAUCCUGCGACAGAAGAUGUUGCUGACUGGGACCAGCUUGCGGCGGGAGCAGCUGGGGGAGGCCGAGCAGGUCACUAUACAGGAGAUGUUGGGGGAGGGCACUUUUGGCAAGGUGUACAAAGGUUUGUGGCGCGGCACGGAGGUGGCCAUCAAGACCAUCGUCCUGCCCGCGAACAUGAGCGGCAAGGAGAAGAGGGAGAAGAUGGCGGUGAUGGAGGCAGCCAUCAGCUCUUCCCUGGCACAUCCCAAUAUCGUACAGACGUACACGUACCACAUUCGGCCGCUGCGGGACUCCUCUGUCACGCCCUGCCUGCCGCCGCCGUCGCCCCAGCGAACUGCCGCCACCCCCGCCGCUGCCGGCGGCGGCGGCAGCGGGGAGGCAUCCGGCGGAGCCGCCGCCGGGGCCGCCACUGCUGCCGCCACUGCGGCCGUCGCCGCCAGCGGUGACGGUGUCGGACGGACGCAGAUCCUCGCGGACGUGGGAGCCAUCGUGGUCCAGCUCGUCCUCGAGUACUGUGACCGGGGUUGCCUGCGUGAUGCUCUGGACGCGGGCGCGUUCUUCUCCGCUAAUGGUCUCAACUACCCGGCCAUUUUGGAGACCGCUGCAGACAUUGCCAAAGCAAUGUUGCACCUGCACCUCAACGAUGUACUGCACAGCGAUCUUAAGGCCACCAACGUGAUGCUCAAGAGCACGGGGGGCUCUGAGUCCGGUCGUGGAGUGAUCGCUAAAGUGGCGGAUUUCGGUUUGUCGGUUCGUCUGGACCCCACAGCCACCCACAUGUCUCACGCGUUCCAGGGCUCCCUCACACACAUGGCCCCGGAGGUGAUGCUCCAGGGCCACAUCAGCAGGCCGGCAGAUGUUUACGCGUUCGGCAUUACCCUGUGGGAGAUCUUCACCGGUGGCCAGGCGUACCGCGGCCGACCUUUUCCGAGAUCUUGGAUUUGCUUAACAAGAUGCGAAGCUAUCGUUGUGGGGGGUCGCCUGGUUUCAUUGAACGCCGCCAUUCACUCGGUGGAGUCCAACGGGGGCCGCAUGAUGCUGGGGGGCAACAUCGCCGCCGCGGGGGCGUCACUGGGGGGUCUGGGGCUCCCGGGUGUACUGGAGACGAUCAAUGAGGAGGGAAUGGGGGAUGUGAGCGCGGCGCUGCCGCCGGCGCCGGCGGCAGCGGCGGCGGCGGCGGCUGGCGCCGCCGGCGCCGGCGUAGCAGUAGAAGCCCUUCAUCGCAAUGUAACACAGCAGCAGCAGCAACAGCAGCAGAUGGACGAAGGGGGUUGGGCGGGCGGUGGCUUAGCACCGGCGGCGGUGACGGUGGCGGUGUCUCGAGAAGUGAAGGUGUGUACGUAUAUGUAUACGUAUGUACGUAUAUAUGUCUUGCGGAUGAUUGCGUAUUUGUGCUCCUGUCCUGUCCUGUCCUUUUUCUAUGAGAUGAGCGGAGCCGGGGCCUCUGGCCCAAUUGUCGUACGGGAGACGCUGGUUUACCGAGCAUUUGAAUUGUUGUGGACGGCGAGGGUAAGAGACCGUUGGCGGUUGGAGCGGUUGGAAGACCCACGCGAGCGCAAGCGAGUGAGAGGGCGGAUGGUAAGAUACAUAUCACGCUUUGCUUUAACUAACUGUCAUAUGCCCUUCUGCUCGGUGGCGGUUGCAACGGUUGAUGUGGUGGGCAUUUCAGGGGGCGAUGCGGCUCUGGCGAACUAACUCUUCGCUGUUGCGAGGUGCCCUAAUAAAACCGCGGAUUAGUAUCGGCUGCGAUGGUGAUUGGGGCAAAGGAAGCCCAAACCAGCCAACUGGAAAAAACUGUGCAAGGAAAGGAUGUCUUGUCGUGUGGUGGUUGGGUGCUGUUAUAUACGGUUGGUCCUUUGCUGGUCCUCUGGCUGCUUUUCAACGGUUGGUUGCUCUGCACCACGUUUUCAGCUCAAGGGGGUUCACGGGGGUUUACCUGGAACCGGAUUAGGUUCUCGCCAUUCCGGACACCAAUGAUGCCAAUGGGAGGCCGUUUUUAGUAAUUUAGUAGUGUGUAGCACUUGGGGGACGCGAUGAUGGUAAUGGUGGUGAAUGGGGAGGUGAUGUCGAGUUGAUAAAUACACGCAUACACGUUCUUCGUGAUCUUGUAUG